Messenger RNA from Lytechinus pictus (painted urchin), 4037 nucleotides. RefSeq names its product ethylmalonyl-CoA decarboxylase-like. The transcript has 3 exons. Gene Ontology annotation, cellular component: cytosol. Gene Ontology annotation, molecular function: catalytic activity. Bases 111 to 1106 code for a protein of 331 amino acids. The record is from RefSeq and is a predicted model, not a curated record. Gene Ontology annotation, biological process: fatty acid beta-oxidation. Lineage: Eukaryota; Metazoa; Echinodermata; Echinoidea; Temnopleuroida; Toxopneustidae.
AGCUAUCAUGAGUUUUCAUCCAAGAAAAACAGCGAAUUCGCUGGCAGUGCUUUUCCGAGUUGACAGCAGACAGAAUCCUGAAUAAAAUCACAGAUAAUUUGAAGAUCAUCAUGCGUUCCUUAGUGAGGCUAUCGUUUCCUCUCGUGAGACACUACUGCAAUCGCCGCAUUCCGUAUAAGACCGAAGCCACCCACUCGGGCAUCAACCUCACCGAGACCACUCCGAGUUAUCGUAUGGACCAGUCCAUCGCCCUCACCGACACCUCGACCAAGCAUUCGGUGUUUAACGAGCAGCGGGUCAGAGAUCAACUUGCUCAGCUUGGAGAUGGGAGUGUUGAUCUGGUUAAGGACGAAGAGACAGGAGUAGCAAGGAUCGUUCUGAAUAAUCCUAGCAAAGGAAAUGCCUUGUCAGGAAAAAUGAUGGUUGAUUUCUCAGAUGUCGUCGAUGACCUAGAGGUUUGGGAGCAUGGGAAGGGUGUCGUUCUUCAUGGCAGUGAGGAGUGCGACCAUUUCUGCAGCGGUGGCGACGUGUCUGUUUUGAGUGGCUUGGAUAAACCUGAAGCAGGGGGAAUGAUGUGUCUCUUCAUGCAGAACACCCUCAGCAGGCUGCAGCGUCUUCCUAUGAUCAGCGUCGCUCAUGUCCACGGGCAAGCAAUAGGGGGCGGGGCCGAGCUCUUGACCGCAUGCGACUUCCGCCUUUGGACGGAAUCCACGGAACUCCAGUUCAAGCAGGCCAAGUUGGGACUUUCCCCUGGAUGGGGCGGCGGUGCACGGCUAGUUGGCAUUGUUGGACCACAGAGGGCGCUACAGCUUCUUGCAGGAUGUCAGAAGGUAACAGCCUCUGAAGCACUUGAGUUUGGGCUCGCUACUGAAGUCUUGCCAAGAAGUGGUGACAGUGUACAAGAUGCUGCAGAGUGGCUCUGUCAGUACACACAGCUGUCUGCAGACAUCCUCAGUGGUAUCAAGGAACUUGUACUUGCAGCCACCCAUCUUCCUCUGGACAAAGCAUUAAAAGUGGAGCGUGAAAUCUUCACCAGUCGCUGGUGGAGUUCCGAGCAUGAGGAAGGAUUUAAGAAGGUUCUAGAUAAAUUACAACGGGGAAAGUAGCACCUGUCGGCACUAUAACAAUGCAUGAGGACACCCAGAAAUGAGUUUCAUUUGUGAUGUUAUUUCUUUGAGUUUGUUGCUUUCUAACUUUAUAUUCUGUUCUGCAGCAUCAUCUCAACAUCAUUUUCAAUACUUGCAGUGUACAUGUAAGUAUUUGAGGGAAUUGAAUGACCAUUAAAUUAAACAUUGUAGUAUUUUGUGUAAUAUUGAAUGGUUUUGCUGUUGAGUCCCUCAUAAAUGGUCUGUAUGUUCCACUCUUUACUUGAAAUGGGUAAUAGGAAUGUAAAUGGCUGAUCCCCAUUAAAGAUGCAUUAUAUCUUGUAAUAUUACAGGUACUUCCAGAGCAUUUCAAUAAGCUUGGUAUCAGCAAAUUAUUACUCAUUCAUUUUAUAUGAAAGCUCAGGGCAUGAUCGCCCUUAAAUGUUUACCUUGCCAUAUCAAGGUUUGAAUAAUGUAGGACCACCAGGGACAUGGUCUUGGAUGCCCUACUAUUCAUUAGCAUCAAUGUCCCUUUCUUUGGUCUUUGAUAUUUUUCCACAUUUAUGCUGCAUUAUAGAAUGAUGCCCUUUAUUAUCGUCUAGGAGUAGGAGCUCAUCCCAAUGUUGUUACCUUGGGAUAAAGCCAAACGAUGAUGAUGAUGAUGAUAAUGAUAUCAAUAAUCGCUGGAUUUACAUUUAGCACUUUUUGUCAGAAGAUACAAAGCGCAACUAUUAUUACCCUGCCUUAUAAUAGCUUCAGCUAUUGAUUUAUCAGCUGCAAAUCACAUUAUUGAAAGCUCAAGCUUCAUGUUAAAUGGGUCAACAUUGGUGCUGUGUUAAAGUAGAAAAUUUGGCCCAACACCAAAAGGUCAACAAAACUUGCAGUCCCCCAAGUCUUGUGCAUUCUGAAAUCUUGUAUAAAGUGAGCCGUGUGUGGUCUCUCAAAAAUCUGUGCCAGAAUUAUGAAAAGCCAAACAUGCCAUUGAACUCUGAUAUAAUUUGAGUUGUGGUCUUCUUAAAAUCUUUGCGAGAAGUAUGAAAAUCUCAUGCAUCUUUAAUCUUUGAACUUGGCAUCUCUGUGUGAGUGAUAUGUGCUUUACAAUUACAGUACAAGCAGUGUUCAUUAUAUUUAUUUACAUGUACAUGUAGUACCGGUAGUUUUGAAAAACCUAAAACAAGGGAUACCAGUAUUUGUUUGUUUUUUAAACAAGGUUUGCUAUUUAUUUCUCCUCUCUAAGUUAUGGUAUACAUUUGUGGCUAAUUUUACAGAUGACAAGUGCUGAAUUAAGUAAGAUGUUUCUUGAAUUAUGCUACACUUUAAGGCAUAUACAUGUACUGUAGGAAAGGAUAUAUGUGUACAUGUGAUGUACAAUGUAGCCAGGGUGUUGGUUGACAAAAUCAGUCAAUGCACAUUGUUCCCUGUGCAUUAUGGUGUUGGCAAGUUUCAGCAUACAGGGGUUUCAGUCUAAAUUACAUCAAUCUAUCAAUGUCAAAAUUUACUAGAUUAUUAUUUAUAUAUUUGCUGACAAUCAACCUUGAUUUAGAAGCCCUUGUCUUUGAAUUAUUGCUCACUGACAUUGGCCAAGUUUAGCUUUCAUGUUUUAUUUUGUUUGAUGUACCUCAUUCCUAGAUUCUAAUCACUGAUUGGUCAAAAGUGCACCAUUGUCUCAGAGUUUGACUUGCUUUCAGUUUAUGCUAUCAAACCUUAAAACAGAAUGCAAAAUCGCUGAGGGGGCGGGGCCAGGAUUUGUGUUGCUAUACGCACCCAGCUAGCUGGCUCGAGAAGGUCUGCUGGCUGCUGCAGCUGCUCGCGCUUGGUCAUGUACAUGUACGUACGCGCAGCUACCGGCACACUGGGCCGCUGGCCAUGCCUCUACUGGUUGACCAGCAGCAGUGCAGCUCAUUUAAAAUAACAAAGUGAUUUAGCGAAAUCAACUUAGAUUAGGAGAUACACUAAAUUGUCCUAAAAUAGAUAUUACAUGUAUAUACCUCGUACCAGGAUUGUUAUCUUUGAUUGGUCAAAACUGCAUCAUGUGACGUGGUACUAUUCUGUCUAUCAUCGUCUCAGGGGUUUGACUUACUGUACAUUUCUUCAAACCCUCUGAUAGUACUCGUAACCCCUGAGGGCGGGGCCACAGAGUUGUGUUUCUACGCACGCAUCUAGCUGGCUCAAGCUCAAUGACUGCGCUGCUGCUGCUCGGUCAUGAACAUGGAUGCGCAGCCAUUGCCCGCUGGCUGGCCAACUGGAUUUAUCGGUUGUCCUGGCCAGCGUGCAGCAGAGCAGCCCUUGGAGUGCAGCUUGUUUAAAUUUAGCAAAUCAAAUUGAGAUUAGAGUUACUCUAAACUAGUGGUCCUGAAACUUAAUCGAUUGGGAUAAAGUUACAUGAUUAUCGAUGAGGUUUAUAAAACAAAUAUGGACUGCUCUGUAUUCAGAUGACAGUGAAAAUCAUCACUCCCUCGGUGCUUUUCAUUCCAGCCCUUCUAUCACCCCUCGGCCAAGGCCUCGGGGUGAUAGAAAGGCGGGUAUGAAAAGCACCUCGGGAAUGAUGAUUCACACAGUCAUCCUCAUGUCCAGUCAAUAUUUGUAUACCGGUAACCUCUGGGUCUAGAGUUAUGCGAUUGAAGAUGUGCCCUGUAAAAUGAAUAUUGAAAUCUACAAUUUCUAUAAAUGUAGUGCUACAUGUGCAUGAACAUGUGUUUUCCUUUAUAUGCUGUGUAUCGUUUCAUUUUCAAAUACUAAUCUUGAUGUUAUUAAUCACUUGUGACUAUCAUUGUAAAUAGUGAUAAUUUUAUGGAUAUAGAAUGAUCUGAAAUAAUUCUUCACCUGAGGAAACACAAUGCAUGAAUUGCUGCAUGAUUUAUUAUAUCAAAGAAUUGAAGAGCAGUGAUCAAUUAAAUGUUAUAAGAAUAUGAUUUUAGACGUGAAAAUAUAUUGAAAUACUAUAAAAAUGAA